UUAUACGAUACUUAUUGAAAACUUCUGCUCGGCACACGCUCGGCACGCGCCCAGCGUCCGAACUUGGGAGCAAAAUGAGCCAAGGCAAAUUAUGGUUGCGAAUAUCUAGACGGCGGAAUACUGUACAGAAUCAAGCAUAUAGACACGAUUCUGCUGAAGUUUUGGAGCAGACCUUCCUUCGAGACGUCGAUGACCUGAAGCCCAUUGACAAACACAGGUGUCGGAAAUAUCUAGCAGCACAAAACCUUUUCUACGGCAGCAACCUGAGCUGUAAUACCUGCUGUUUGUAUAUGGCUAUGGGGAAGCUUAAGUGGCUGGCCACUGGUGCCAUCUGCUUGGCGGGUGUUGCGAUGUCAUUUGCCGUGUGGUCAUCAAACGAUUCGGCGUUACUUGGAUUGUCAUGGCCAUGGGGAAAGUCCUUUCCAGCACCAGCAGCGGCCAACCUCAUCCUUUUAUUGCUCGUCGGCGUCAUGCUGGCAUGCUUUGCACCGGCAAUGCGGGAAAGCGCCGGCAGGCCUGUCCUACCGCUGCGUGCAAGGACCAUAAUCUUCUACACCUGGCUGCUACUGAACCUAUACUGGUUUGUGGAAGGAAUCCGGUACCGGGACUUCCAAAAGAAGCCCAAGUGGCUGAAGCACCGCAGCGCGCAGCCCCUUUCCGAAAGUACGGCACACCUGCUACGGCUGUCGUACGGCGUGGGCAUGGCUGCCUGCUGGCCGUUGCUGGCCAACCUCUUUGUCGUACUGCUGCCCGUGGAUCGCACCCUGCUGCUGCUGAGCUGUCUGGGGGUGGGGCACGAGGACGGCGUGCUGUCUCACGCGCUGUGCGGUACGGCAGUGUGGUGCUGGGCGACCGCGCAUGCCCUGCUCACCCAGGGUCCUAUGCUCGCUGCCGGGUUGUGGCGGGUGAUCAUGUUACCGCCGCGGGACGGGUCCGAGGGCAAGGGGAUCUCCAACUUUAUGGGCCUUAUGGCCUGGCUGCUGCUGUGCGGUCUGGGCGCCUCCUCCCUGGCCCCGGUGCGGCGAGCCGCCUUCAACACCUUCCUGCGACUGCACCUGCUGCUGGCGCCGGCGAUCUUACUAAUGGCCUGCCUGCACGACAGCAAGGUUUUUUGGUACGGCAUGUUGGGUGCUGUGUUGUACGGAGCAGAUCUCGUACAACGGAUCGUACUGCGCCGCCGCGCCGCCGUCGCCACCGCCACCGUUUACCCGCUAGCGCUGCAGCCGCUGUCGCCGUCCCUGUCGGCCGGAAGAAAGGCCGCCGUCGCCACUGCGGUGAAUGCGGUCGCGGCGGCGGCGGCGAGGAGCGCGCUUGAGGACCUCGGGGCGGCGGCGGCGGCGGCGAUCGACUCGCCGCAGUCGGCUGUGGCGACGGCGGCAGCCACUGCGGCGGCAGCGGCGGCAGCGAGGUCCCUGACGGGCUGCGACGACGGAGGCGGUGAAGAAGGAGGUGGCAGCAGUAGCAGCGGUGGCGGCGGUGUGUCGUUUGUGGUGUUGCGAGUGCCUACUGGGGGGCCGCCGGGGUGCUGUGCGGGACAGCAUAUCUACCUCAAGGUGCCCAGUGUGUCCCGCUGGGAGUGGCACCCCUAUUCGGUGGCGGCGCACGACGACAGCGGCUUUGCGGUGGUGGUGAAAGCGGGCGGGGACUGGGAGCGCCGGCUGUGUGGGGAGCUGCGCAGGAGGGCGGCGAAGCAGCAGGAGCAGCAGGGGCGGGGGCGGCGGGGGAUGCGGCCGGAGGGAGCAGCAGCGGCAGCAGGGAGCGGUCAUAGCGCGCACAUUGAGGUGCAGUACGAGGGGCUGUACGGCACUCCCGACCUGCAGGCCGCAGCAGCCGCAGCAGACCGAGUGUUGCUGUUUGCGGGUGGCGCGGGCAUCACCCCCAUUGCCUCGGUGCUGCAAUCCCUGCUGCUGCAGACGCAGAUGCACACACCGCAGGGCCCACACCCACAUCGGGACCCGCCCUCACACCGCGGUGUAACGACGCGGCAGCCACAGCAGCAGCAGCAGCAGCUGCUGCCGCCGGCGGGUGGCAGGAGGGUGGGUGUUGCUGCGGCCUCAGCUGACCAUGACAGCAAGCAUGGCAACCGCUUUAACGGUUACGCCAACGGACAUACUGCUGAUGUUGCUGCUGGUACAACUCCUGGCUUCCACGGCCUGCAUCUUGAUGCGGUUAAGAGCGGGUUUGGGGAGCAAGUCCCAACCGCGGUCGCUGUCAUUCCUGCGGUGUCAUCAUCGCCUCUAACGACUGACGCAGCAGCAGCAACAGCAGGUGCUGCUGUUUCAUGCGUGGCUGCAUCUGCGAUGGCGGCGGCGGUGCGUCGCGGUGCUAGGGUGCACCUGGUCUGGUCCGUGACUCAGCAGUCCGACGCCCAGCCGCUGCUGCCGCUCCUCCGAGCCGCCUCAGCCGCCGGCUGGUCCGCGGACCUUCACUGUACUCGGCAGCUGCCGCCGGCCCCGCUAGCUGCCUUCGUCUGCUCGGACGGCGGCACCGCAGUCCCGCUGCUGCAGCCGCCGCUGACGGCGGCAGCCAACGGGACGGCGACAGCCACAGCAGACCAGCCACCGUUGCCGCCGGCGGAGGCAACGGCGGCGGCAGCGCCGGUCAACCGCUUUCCCAAGCCGCCGCUGUCGAAUCGCGUCCAAGUUUCAGCAGGGAAGGGUGCUGUGGAGGCGGCGACGGAGGCGACGGCGCCGCCGCCGUGGCAUCUGAACGGUGCCGCGUGUUGGGCUGUGGCCGCCUUUGCUGCGGUGCUGGGCGGGUUGGGUCGCGCCCUGGGAGGUGGCGUCAUGGGCACGCAGCACUGCGAUGUGGCUGCGGACACCGCCACCCUGGCUGCCGUCAGCGCCGCCUCUGCUGCUGCUGGCGGCGGCGGCAGCGGCGCCAGCACCUCCACCGUCAGCGCCGCCGUGAAGGCCUGGGUGGCGUCCGUACGUCAAGCGUUCACCGCCGUCGCCUCCUUGGGCAGCAGCUCCGGCGGCGACGGCAGCACUCUAGGCAUGGAUGAGGCCUUGGAGACCAGCGGAAGCGGUCCCCUGAGGCGCCUCGUCAGCAGCCUCAUUCACCUGACCCGCGACGGCUGCCCGGCGACCCUGGACCCCUCCUCCCAGCACUACAUGCAUGCGCAUGCUCAGCAGUUGGGGGACCUGCAUGGCUCGGGAGUCGCCAAGGCGGCGGGCGUCGUGAGCCUUCGCGUGUGUCGGGUGUACGGCAUGCCGGAUCCGGAGCUCUGUGUCAAGUGCGACCCCUUCAAGACUCGCUCCCCGCUAGAGCAGAUGUGGCCCUGCUGCUCUGCGCCGGUGUGCUAUUACGGCACGCGACUGGCGCCGUUGCUGGGGUGGGUGCUGGGCGUGGCGUUGGGGGCGCUGAUGGCUUGCCUGGUGUGGCGGCUGUGGCGGCAACGGCGGGCGGUGAAGCUAGG
Astrephomene gubernaculifera is the source of this 3418-nucleotide messenger RNA. Lineage: Eukaryota; Viridiplantae; Chlorophyta; Chlorophyceae; Chlamydomonadales; Astrephomenaceae. The record is from the annotation of a GenBank genome assembly.